ACCAUCAUGACAGACGCCAAACGGUGAGGUGGGCUAAACCUAAACCUGCGUGUCAAAACGGAAAGUGCCAACGUUUACUUUUUGUACGAAUCGAAAGACAAACGGAUAAUCCUGUCAGGAAAUAAAAAUCUGGUUGUUUUUUAUUAUUGUACACCGUUAUCGGCACAGCGUGAAGAGAUAUGUGACAUGUUUUGGGGAGAGGCCUCUGUGCUGCUGCUGGCAAGCCAAGACAACAACACCUCAGUCAGCUGGAGAUGUUGUAAACACAAGAACUGGAUCAUGGGAGGUGCUUCAUCGCAAUGGAGUGUGUAGCAGUUCUGUGUGUCUGAUGAGGCUGUGGUCAUGGCACACUUUGACACAGAGUACCAGCGCCUGGAGGCGUCCUACAGCGACUCUCCUCCUGGAGAGGAGAACCUGCUCAUGCAUGUGCCCGAAGGGGUCAAGUCCCAAUGGCACCACAUCGAAAAUUUGGACCUGUUUUUUCAGAGAGUCUAUAAGCUACACCAGAAGAAUGGUUUCACCUGUAUGCUGCUGGGGGAGAUCUUUGAGCUGGUUCAGUUGCUGUUUGUGGUCGGCUUCACUGUGUUCCUUGCCAACUGUGUGGACUAUGACAUUCUGUUUGCCAACAAGUUUGUAAAUCACACAGACUCAUCUAAAGUGACACUGCCUGAUGCCUUUUUACCGGUGGAUGUCUGCACUGCUCGAAUAAGGGACAAUGCUUUUGUGAUAUUUGUUCUCACCAUCUCUGGAGUGUUUUGGUUACAUCGCCUGGUGAAAUUCAUCUACAAUGUGUGCUGCUACUGGGAGAUCCGGUCUUUUUAUAGAAACGCCCUUAAAAUGACCAUGUCGGAACUUCCUUAUGCAACAUGGCAGGAGGUCCAGGCACGAAUAGUGGAGAUACAAAAAGAACACCAGAUCUGCAUUCAUAAGAAGGAAUUAUCAGAGCUGGAUGUUUAUCACCGCAUUCUACGAUUUAAAAAUUAUAUGGUUGCCAUGGUGAACAAGUCGCUUCUUCCAGUGAAAUUUCAGCUUCCUGUCCUUGGGGAGUAUGUGUUCUACACCAGAGGUCUCAAGUAUAACUUUGAGCUCAUCUUCUUUUGGGGGCCAGGUUCUCUGUUUGAGAAUGAGUGGAGCUUGAAGCCUGAGUACAAAAGAGGAGGAAACAGACAUGACCUCGCUGACAAGCUAGCAUCUCGUAUCCUGUGGAUCGGCAUUGCCAAUUUAUUACUCUGCCCUGUCAUCCUGGUGUGGCAGAUUCUCUAUGCCUUCUUCAGCUAUACAGAGGUCAUUAAACGGGAGCCUGGGUCUCUGGGGGCCCGCUGCUGGUCUCUGUAUGGGAGGUGCUAUCUGCGCCACUUUAAUGAGCUGGACCAUGAGCUUAUGUCACGCCUCAGUAAAGGAUACAAGGCUGCAUUCAAGUACAUGAACUGUUUCCUGUCACCAUUAUUGACCGUCCUGGCCAAAAAUGUGGCGUUUUUUGCCGGCUCUCUCCUGGCCGUGCUCAUUGCCUUGACGAUCUAUGACGAGGACGUUCUAGCAGUGGAACAUGUCCUCUCAUCCAUCACCCUCCUCGGUGUGUGCAUCACCAUCUGCAGGUCAUUCAUUCCGGAUAAGCACAUGGUGUUUUGUCCGGAGCAGUUGCUAAGGGUGAUACUGGCUCAUAUACAUUACAUGCCUGACCACUGGCAGGGCAAUGCUCACCGCUCGGAAACCCGCGACCAGUUCUCACAGCUCUUCCAGUACAAAGCAGUGCUAAUUCUGGAGGAGUUGCUGAGCCCAGUGGUGACUCCCAUCAUCUUGAUCUUCUGCCUGAGGAGGAAGUCUCUGGAGAUCAUCGACUUCUUCAGAAACUUCACAGUGGAGGUGGUGGGCGUGGGGGACACCUGCUCAUUUGCUCAGAUGGACAUUCGACAGCAUGGACACCCAGCGUGGAUGUCGGAGGGGAAGACUGAGGCAUCCAUCUAUCAGCAGGCGGAGGACGGGAAGACGGAGCUCUCUCUCAUGCACUUUGCCAUCACCAACCCUCAAUGGCAACCUCCACAGGAAACCACCCACUUCCUCAGCCAGCUCAAAGAACGUGUGCACCGAGAAGUGACCGGACACACAGGGGACACACACCAAUACUCACUGUCCGAAUCAGAGCCGAGGAGUCUGAUCGCUAACCUCCUGGCAGGACCAUCCACCCUGGGCUCGGUUCAUUUUGCCCGAGACGCUUCUUUGGCCAACCACGCCGCGACCGCCAUCAACGACUCUGCCUCUGCCCUGCGCUCCCUCUCCCCUGUCAGCGGCAGUCUGUACCUCAGGGGCAGUCUGAGUGCAGUACAAAGAGGCCACACUUCCACCAUCAGCAAAGCAAUGGCUGGAUCUGGAACCGAUGCCCGCACCGUGAGCUCAGGCAGCAGCGCCUGGGAGGGGCAGCUCACCAGUUUGGUCUUAUCAGAAUACGCCUCGACGGAGAUGAGCCUCCAUGCACUUUACAUGCAUGAGUUCCACAAGCAGCAGUCACGUGGAGAGCUGCCUCGCCACACUUGGCACAGACAGGACAGCGACGAGAGCAGCGAUAGUAUCCCAGACGAGGUAAGGAGUGAGCCCCCGCGUUGCUCCAGGAAUCUCCCCCGCUCCCACACCUUCCCCACCACAGCACCCAGCCCCAGUGACAUCCCCAAGUCUGCUUCGGACACCAGCACUAACACCAGAGGCCAGGAGGGGGCGCCGCCUUCUACUGACAGACAAACAGAUUCUUUAGGUGCAGGAACAAAGUUUGUGAGGACUGCACGUGUUCCCAUGGGCGGGUGGGCAGACGACAGUCAAGCUGUGCCCAGAUACCCUGAGCCCCUUCCAGAGGAGAGCUCUGACGACGAGAUGCCCCCUCACAUACACAAGGUGACGUAGCCAUGGUUCUAGGCAUCCAUGCUGACUGUUUACUCUUUAAAUCUGCCCUCAACUUCCAUCUGCCACUACAGAUGAGCAAGACGAAUUCUUUUGAGCUCACAAAUCUAUAGUUAUGUAAAUUAAGAUUUUACUGUGUCACAUAUUGUUUAUUGGCGACACCCACUGUAAAUUACAUCUUCUUACUGACCCUCAUUGCAGUCAUUUCUCAUGCCUGAUCUAGUUUAAUAUGGACUGUUAAUUAAUGAGAUAAAUUGUAAUUAAUAUUUGUAUUCUACAAAAAUGAUAAUGCCUUUAUUUUUUAUUAUUGUUUGUUAUUAUUGUCAUUUUAAACAAUUUCUGGUUAAUUUAUAAAUCUUUUAUGCAUACAUUAAUUUCCAAACAAAUGCCCCAAGCACAAUUGCAUGUUUCUUUUCUUUUAUUCAUAAUGAAAAGAAAGAACUAGUACUAUAUUCAAUCAUAGCAUUGUUUUCUGUGUUUAAAUUUUUUCAUAUGCACAUAUUUUUGCACUUUACAGAUGGUGUCAUGGUUCAUGUGUUUGUACUUUUGUGUUUUAUUUAUCAAAAAUGGGGAAGUGCCAUGUAAAAAAUAAAGAUUGAUGUAAGCUGU
Messenger RNA from Periophthalmus magnuspinnatus, 3498 nucleotides. It is a transcript of the gene atg9a, whose product is annotated as ATG9 autophagy related 9 homolog A (S. cerevisiae). The record is from RefSeq and is a predicted model, not a curated record. NCBI's taxonomy places the organism in Eukaryota, Metazoa, Chordata, Actinopteri, Gobiiformes, Gobiidae. Gene Ontology annotation, biological process: protein localization to phagophore assembly site; autophagy of mitochondrion. Gene Ontology annotation, cellular component: phagophore assembly site; autophagosome. The transcript has 20 exons. Bases 343 to 2892 code for a protein of 849 amino acids.